Molecule: messenger RNA, 734 nt
Organism: Scutellospora calospora
Lineage: Eukaryota; Fungi; Glomeromycota; Glomeromycetes; Diversisporales; Gigasporaceae
Source: the annotation of a GenBank genome assembly
CUGAAUCUGUUCAUCUGAAUAGUAUAAGAACAGCACAAGAAUUACAAGAACCACUUCAAAAUAAUAAUAUUAAUUUAGAAGCACAAGAGUUACAAGAACUACUUCAAAAUAAUAGUAUUGAAUCUUCAAUAUCUGCAACUAGUAUCAAAUCUUCAACAUUAACAAAUCAUUAUCAACAAAUUAAUAUUAAAAAACAACAAGCUUCAAAAGAUCAUUUUUUUAAACAAUCUAAUAAAUACUCUUAUUUUCUAUCUGCUGAUAAUGAAGAUAAAUCUUCAGAAGAUGAAUAUCUUAACCCUGUGAUUUCUAAAGAACUAUUACAUUCUCUUUUAAAUAUGCCAAAUACAAAUUAUAUUAAUUCUCAUUCAUCUAGUAAAUCAAAAAAUAGUUUCUUUUUUCAAGAUGAAACACAACUUCUUCAAUGCAAGUUAAUUAAUUUGAAAAAAAAGAAAAAACCUCUAAAACAAUAUAUUGAUAUAUUUGAUUACAAUAGUUUUCAAGACAAUCAAGUUGAAGUUAAUGUGUUAAAGACUUUUGUAGCCAAAAGUCUUCAAAUACAUGUUGAAUAUUUGAUAGCUGAAUCUAAUGGAAAAAGUCCUAAUUAUACUUCAAUAGUUUUAAAUUGUAUUAAAGAAUUGGAUAAUAUUACAAUUAAUUUUACAUUUCUUGCUGCAACUUAUAAAGUACUUUAUAAUGAUUAUUAUUGGCAAAUAAUUGCAUAUCUUAAAAUUUAA